This is a messenger RNA of Acanthosepion pharaonis, 528 nucleotides long. The record is from the annotation of a GenBank genome assembly. NCBI's taxonomy places the organism in Eukaryota, Metazoa, Mollusca, Cephalopoda, Sepiida, Sepiidae.
AUGCUUUUGCGAGAGGAAGAUUCUAUUUCGCCAAUCAACAAAAGUGUUAUUUAUUACGAUUAUUUGUUCAUAUUUAUCUGUCUAUGUAUAUUCAAAUGUUUGUUCAUAUCUAUCUAUCUAUCUAUUUCUGAUCACAUCUAUCUAUUUUUUUCAUAUGUAUAUGCAUCUAUCUAUAUGUUUCUCAUAUCUAUCUAUCUAUCUAUCUAUCUAUCUAUCUAUCUAUCUAUCUUUUCACAGCUGUCUCUCAAUCUAUUCAUAUAUGUCUGUAUAUGUCUCAGUCUAUUCUCAUCUAUCUAUCUAUCCAUGUCUGUUUAUUCAUAUCUAUCUAUACCAGUCUAUUCAUAUCUAUCUAUCUAUCUAUCUAUCUAUCUAUCUAUCUAUCUAUCUAUCUAUCUAUCUAUCUAUCUAUAUGUCUGUCUGCCUAUCUAUCUAUCUAUCUAUCUAUCUAUCUAUCUAUCUAUCUAUCUGUCUGUCUGUCUAUCUAUCUAUCUAUCUAUCUAUCUAUCUUUUAGUCUUCUUUUUCGAUAA